Messenger RNA from Paracoccidioides brasiliensis Pb18, 1014 nucleotides. RefSeq lists its product as uncharacterized. The coding region runs from base 1 to 1014 and encodes 337 amino acids. The transcript is spliced from 4 exons. The record is from RefSeq and is a predicted model, not a curated record. Gene Ontology annotation, cellular component: cytoplasm; nucleus. Gene Ontology annotation, molecular function: RNA binding.
AUGUUUUGUGGUGUUGUGGAAAAUGAUGCUAAUAUUGCUGACCCGGUUUUUCUUAACCCGUCGCCUACAAAACAGAACCUGUACGAGCUUCUUGGUAAUGACCCCGAGGAGGAUUCCGAUCGGGAGCCAUCGCCACCCACUUCUGCCGUAGACAAGACCGGCCCGCGACACGGGAAGCGCGAUGGCCUUUCCCAACCCCCUCGUGCAAGCAACCAGACCUUUGCGCGUUCUUCUAACCGUGGAGGACGUGGUGGACGAUAUGGUGGCAAUGAGCAAGCUUUCCGUGACCGUGAGGCUGGUUCGCGAUCAAACCGUGGCAGGCCCGUUGAUGGCCCCCAUCAACAUAUCCCAACUGGCGUUGUGAAGAAUCGCGAUGACCGUGGUCAUCUCCUUCGAGGAGACCGAACCAAUCGCUCUGACAGAACCGUGACCUCCAAGCAGGUCGAGCAGGGCUGGGGCUCCAACGCGGGUGACUCUGCCUGGAAAGACGAGCAGGCCGGCGAAGCCAUUGCAAAGAGCGAAGAAAAAGGCGCGGAAGCCAAUGUAGCAGAAGCUGAUGCCGAACCCGAGGAGAGGGUCAAGUCAUACGAUGAAUACCUUGCUGAACAAGCCGAACAGCGGCGCCAGGACCUGGGUGUCAAGGAGGCCCGCAAGCCCAACGAGGGCGUCAAGGCUGACAAGAAGUGGGCGACCGCCAAGGAGCUGAAACGCGACGAGGACGAGUCUGCCUACAUCAAGGGCAAGGAGGAGAAGGCCCGACGCGAGAAGGCGCGCAAGGAAAAGGCGUUUGUCGAGGUUGACAUGCGCUUCAUCGAGCAGCCGCGUGGUGGUCGUGGUGGGGAUUCCCGUGGUCGUGGCCGUGGCGGCGACCGUGGUGGACGCGGUGGCGGACGUGGUCGAGGUGGAGAGUUCCGUGGUGGUACCCCUCGUGGCGGAGCUUCCCGUGUCAACCCCACCGGCCCCAGCGUCAGAGUCGAUGAGAAGAAUUUCCCGGCCCUUGGCGGUGGCAAGUGA